AUGGCAGAGCCAAACUGGUACCUCUGGCCAAACGAAGACGACGACGACGACGACGACGAUGAUAAAGUUCAGAAUUCACUUGCAAUCAGUGUAAGGCAACACCAUGUCAGCAUCGCCGCUGGGGCAUUUCAAGACUUUGUUCGGCUCCAACAAGUUCACCUCCCAUUGGGCCUGCAAAUGAUUGGACUGGAAGCCUUCAAACGCUGUUUGGCUCUGACCGAAAUAAACUUUCCGUCCAGCCUAAUUCAGAUUCAAGAUGGCGCCUUUGAGGGUUGUGUAUCUCUAAAAGAAGCUAUCUUUGUGGAUGGUUUGCAAUUACUUGGAAGCGACGUCUUCUCUGGUUGUGAGGCACUGACUACUGCGAUCCUUCCGUCCACCUUGGAAUUUUUGGGAACUGCAGCAUUUUCAUCAUGCUACAGGUUAUCUAAUGUCGAGUUUUUCAAGUGUGAAAAGCUGGAAGUGAUCCCAGAAGAGGCUUUUGACAAUUGCUCGGGGUUGACUCAUGUCAAGCUGCCCAAAUCCAUUCAGGUGAUUGAGGAAUCUGCCUUUGCAAGCUGCCUUCGCUUGGCGUAUGUGGAACUACCAAAGGGCCUCGAAGAAAUUCGAACCAAUGCCUUUUCAAAUUGUGCCACCUUGGUUUCUCUAGAGCUGCCCGAGGGACUAGAAGAAAUGGAAGAGUUUGCUCUGAAUUCCUGUACUUCCUUGAAGAAUCUACGUCUGUUGCAGCCAGACUACUUUGGAAGAAUAGCAACGGCCUCGUCAUCAGAUGAUGAAGGAAAAAAUGAUGAUAUCAGUGAUGAUGGCCUACCUCCACAAAAUUGGGACCGACUGCUGGAGGUAUUCGAUAACCAGUCGGCCAUUCAACGUGCGCUCUACCACAGAUUUGAUGACUUUCCGCUCCACAAGCUUUGCUAUCACCAGAUUCACUAUGAGUCUGAGGAGGAAGUGAUGGAAGCUUUUGACUCGAUCAAAGCAUCCGAUAUCUCUGCUUGUUCUGGAAGCCGGACGGAUUUGCUGGGCAUGACGCCAUUGCACAUUCUUGCUCUUUCUGUAAAGCCAGCUCACGGCAGCUUGUUUGGAAAUGUUCUCGAGCACUAUCCGUUGGAACUGGUCUUGAGAAAGGAUGCCUGGGGAAAGAACUGUAUCGACUAUUUAAAACUGAACAAGACACCCUAUCCAAAACCAUCCCUUCUCCAAUUGGCUUCUUCUUCCAAGUUCUUGAUGAAGCAUGUCAAGCUCGAUGCCAGGUGGACCAAGAUUCAAGAAUUGCUAGAGCAAGACCUCGAAUCCAAUCCCAUCAAGAAUCGCAAGCGGCUCAAGGCAGUCUUCUAUGAAUUGGCUCAAUGCCAAAAGUCAGAGAUCAUAUGCACGCUGGAACUUGCCUUGUGGAAGGCUGCACUACUCAAGCAUAAUGCUCCAGACGAUGAGGAUGGUAACAACAAGAGAAUAAAAAUGGAUCGACAAGAGGUUCGCAUCACCGACUGUGGAGCCGACGUCGUUUUGUCGAACGUCUUGCAAUUCAUGGAUAAGAUUGAAACUUAG
Messenger RNA from Cylindrotheca closterium, 1542 nucleotides. NCBI's taxonomy places the organism in Eukaryota, Bacillariophyta, Bacillariophyceae, Bacillariales, Bacillariaceae. The record is from the annotation of a GenBank genome assembly.